CCCUCGCUCCCUCCCUCCGCCCGGGGCUCGCGUCCUCCCUCCGCUCUCCUCCAUCCCUCCCUCCAUCCUUCCCUCCUCCUUCUCGCUGUCCCUCCCGCCCCGCUCUCCGGAGCUGAUGUCACGCACCCGCUGAAGGCGCGGGCGAUCAUGGCUGCUGCUGCUGCUGCUGCCGCCGCGGCCGUGCCGCCGGCCUCCAGCUAAUGCCCGCGAUGGAGCCGGCGAGCCUGCUGCGGUUCCUGCGGAAGCUCAAGGAGGUUUUCGACGUGUGCGACGAGGAUGCGGACGGCUUCAUCCGGGUGGAGCACUUCGUCGCUCUGGGGCUGCAGUUCGGCCAAGGGGAUGAGGUGGAAAAACUGGCAAAGUACUUGGACCCAAAUGAUUUGGGAAGAAUCAAUUUUAAGGACUUCUGUCAUGGAGUUUUUGCUAUCAAAGGCUGUGAAGAGUUACUAAAGGAUGUCCUGUCUCCUGAAAACUCUGGGCCUCGACAUUACAAGCCACAGUAUGUUGAUUACUAUUACCAGGGUGGUGAAAUCCAGGACUGUGCCUACUUGGACAGCGAAAGCGCCUACAGUGAGUCGGAGCUCUUUCCUGAUGACGACGCGAUGACUCUAGCACAGCAAGAGGUUCACCAUGAGUCUGACAUGGACAGUGCUAUUGAGAGUGCCCAGAGCUCGGAGGCCUCCGACGUGUGUCGGAGCGAGGAGAAGGACGGUGUGCUUGGUGGCCUGUUUCUGCCUGGUGACAAGUCAAGUCCUCACAACCCUUCUGCAGCAUCUGACCUCUCAACUUAUUCCACCGCCUCUCUGAUCAGUAAUGAAGAACAGUUUGAAGACUAUGGGGAAGGAGAUGAUGUGGAUUUUACUCCCAGUAGCCCCUGCCCUGAUGAUGAGACCAGAACCAACGCCUACUCUGACCUUGGCUCAUCUGUAUCUUCCAGUGCUGGCCAAACACCCCGAAAAAUGAGGCAUGUUUAUAACAGCGAGUUACUGGAUGUUUACUGCUCACAGUGCUGCAAAAAGAUAAAUCUACUCAACGAUUUGGAAGCCAGGCUGAAAAACUUGAAAGCAAACAGCCCUAACAGGAAAAUAUCAAGCACAGCUUUUGGAAGACAACUCUUCCACAACAGUAACUUCAGCAGCAGUAAUGGCAGCACAGAAGACCUGUUCAGAGACAGUAUAGACUCCUGUGAUAAUGAUAUCACUGAAAAGGUAACGUACCUAGAAAAAAAGGUGACAGAACUGGAGAAUGAUAGCCUGACAAAUGGUGACCUGAAGAGCAAACUGAAACAAGAGAACACACAGCUAGUUCACAGAGUUCAUGAGCUAGAAGAACUGUUGAAAGACCAAGAAACAUCAGCAGAACAGACCCUGGAAGAAGAAAUAAAGAGACAUAGAGAAGCAUAUAGCAAGUAUGAAAAAGAAAAAGGCACCGAAAUUGAACUGCUAAACACAAGGGUUCAGCAACUGGAAGAAGAAAAUGGUGAGCUGAAAAGCGCUGUCACACGACUGAAAUCACAAACGGAGAGAUUAGAUGAGGAAAGGCAACGCAUGUCAGAUAGGUUGGAAGACACUAGUCUGCGACUGAAGGAUGAGAUGGAUUUGUACAAGAGAAUGAUGGACAAGCUGCGGCAGAACAGACUGGAAUUUAACAAGGAGAGGGAAGCCACACAGGAGCUCAUUGAAGACUUGCGGAAGGAACUGGAGCACUUGCAGCUGUACAAGCUGGAAUGUGAGCGUCCUGGACGUGGGAGAAGUUCUUCAUCCAGUGUGAGUGAAUUCAACGCCAAAACCAGAGAGGUGGAAAUGGAGCAUGAAAUAAAACGGCUGAAGCAGGAGAAUCAAAAACUUCGUGACCAAAAUGAUGAUCUUAAUGGACAGAUCCUAAGUCUUAGUCUUUAUGAAGCUAAAAAUCUCUUUGCAACGCAAACAAAAGCCCAGUCACUGGCUGCUGAAAUUGAUUCUGCAUCAAGAGAUGAGCUCAUGGAAGCCCUUAAAGAACAGGAGGAGAUAAAUUACAGAUUGCGACAGUAUAUGGACAAGAUAAUUUUGGCAAUCCUAGACCACAACCCGUCUAUCCUGGAAAUAAAGAAUUGAAGAGAAUAUGAGAAGGAAAAGCAGCAACUGCCUGAUAUUUCUGCACAUGCCACUGGAUCUAAACAACACUCUGAUACUGUAAAUUAAUCUAUAAAUAUAUAUAUACACUACGUGUGAGUGUGGGUGCGCGGGUGUGUUUAUAUGAUGUUUGGUACACUGUUAUUUGUCAUUGAAUUGGCUUGGUUAGACUUUUUCCAUGCACUUUCAAUACCUGUGAUAAGAUGGAUACUGUAUAUUAAUGUAAUAACAAUAUAACUGGAUCAUGCUGUUUUAGAUACUGGACAAAAUGACUCUACCUCUAGUUGUAAAGGUAAAAAAGACAAUGGAAACAUAUGGAUGUGGCCCUAACUUUAGGAGCAAGAAUUGUUCUUUCGUUCUUCCAGGAAUUUGGGUACCGCAAACCAAUUAACAUACCCAGGUUCAGUUCCUGACUGGUGCUGACUGUGUAAUUUCCUAUUUGAUUUAGUUUUAGUACUUAAACUACACGUAGGAUAAAAAAAAAAAAAACAAACUUUGGGGAAGAGGAAAGACACAAAGUAAAAGGGAAGAAGAGGAAGAUAUUGCAGAAUUGUUGCUAUUUGUGAAAAAUCACCAUCCACUUGUUUGCCACUGUCAGCACAAAGUGCUUUUUAUGUAAGAUCACUUUGGAGCCUGCUUUGGGAUGCUCUGAGCCAGCCUGCUCUUUAGCGUGUGCACGCAUGUGUAUUUUUUAUGUCAGGGUCCCUGUAGCAUUGAGGCUAAGAAGCUUUUCAAAUCUGUUCCCCUAUUUUCAGGGGUUUACCAUGGGCCAUUAUGAUGAAUUCUGGGAUCCUGCCCCUUCCCCUCACCCUUAAUUUUAAAGAUUUCACUGAACGUACACGUUCCAGUUCUUACCAAAAAAAAAAAGAAAAAAAAAAAAAGAAAAAAAUUGCAUCAAAUAGAUCACUUCAAGGGGAGGAGGAGCAGCAGCCCUUGAAAUUACGUGUUGAGUUGCUUUCCCACCCCAGAUACUCUGCAUUCCUUUGAGACUGAUAUUUUGUGGGCAAGCUGUGGAGAGGACCUGUUGGGUCCUAACACAGUGGUGGAGAGAAGUCUGAUGUGGAGUGACUUUUACCUAUAGGGCAGUAAAAAGAAAAAGAGCUUGGUCUUACAGAAGUUACCAAUCCAGACUGAGUACUCACAUGCAUAUCUAAAGCUCUGAAUAGGGAACACAUCCUGAUUUAGAUGAGCAGUUGUGCAGGUGCUUAACUUUAAAUGUGUACUGUGACUGCUCGUAGAAGUCAGUGGGACUGAACAUAAGCUUUAAAGUUGAGUGUAUGCUUAAAUGCUGCCUUAAAUAGGGAUGGACUUCAAUGUGUGCCUGUGUCCUCCUGAGCUGGAUCUGUGUACUGUAGGGCUAGGACCUUUUUAAUUAAUAAUGUAGCUUGUAUAAGGAGCUUAUGGAAUUGUUUGGAUAGUUGAAUGCUUAAAAAAAAAUUUUAUUCCAUCCACUUUUUUAAAAGUAAAAAUUUCACACUUUUGAUUCACAGCAACUGGUACAGAAAAAUAGGCCCAAGUAUCUGGCUUUCCCCAAUGCAUAGAGAUGUUUCCUCUAUUGAAUACACUCCCCAGAAGAAUGUUACAGUAGCAAUGACUGUGCUUUUCUGUGUAUUUCUUGCUGUUGGCAGUGUCUUGCCCCUAGUAUUCUCUUGAUGUAUCUUGGUGUGUAUAUGUGAUACAUUUUUCCUGAAUCUGAAUACAUAAAGCAUGUAUUCAGUUAUGGAUGUAAAUAUAUAUAUAUUUUUCUGCAAUCUCUGUGCUCUUGCCUUCAGUGAUGUGUUACUGGAGUGAUGGGAAGUGGGGGAAGUACUGAAAUCAGGUUUUCUUGAAGGCAAGAAAAUAAAAACAAUUUGUUUCUAUGUAUCUGCGUUAGGCAGGUGUAAAGUAACUGGAAGGCGAAAGGAUCAGAGGAAUAACUAUGGGACACAGCACCCCAGUGCACAAAGAUACCUGUAGGACUUCAGUGCUCUGGGAGAAAUGGUACAGUCUUGUUCAAUCAGUGAUGUCUCAGGGCUGGUUUCCUGAGGCUCUAGGGCAAUCCGGAGGAAGGGAUUUAAAGACUACUCCUCUGCCUCCUGGGGAUGGUGUAAAACGUCCUGUGCUAAAUUGCAGCAGCUUCUGUUUGUGGAGAAGCAGGUGGAACACCGUGGACACCCCACACAUGCACCUUUCCCACCUGCUGCUGCUUCUGGAUGUGCCACCUGUAAGGUAGGAGAGGAACAGUUAAGCCAGCUUGGUGCUACCUACAGCUCCCUGCCUACAGGACUCUUUACCUGCACAUUAGUGAUGGCAUUUCCCUCUGUGUGGUGCUGUCUGUGGGUUGUGCCAAGGACUUUGCUCUUCUUAUAGGCCACAGAGAACUGUUUCAAAUUGUCAGGUGGCUGUUGCUAGCCUGCUGUGACAAGCAGGGCUGGGUGAGCCAGCAGCCCCGCUAAUGGAACUGACUGUGUUUGGUAAGUUACACUUCUGUCCUGCUCUCAUGCAGUGGAUUUAAAGACGGGUGAAGCUGUUGCAGGUCAGACUGGUGACUGCAUGUUUUCCCCUAAAUAUUUUUAAGUAAACUGGACUUAGCUUCAAAAUUUUAAUACUCUAAACCCCAUUCCCAUUAGGGUAGAACAUCAGCAAAUGUUGAGGACUAUUUCACUGAAAAUUAUGCUGAGCACUUGGGUAGCAGAGAGCCUGGCUUACUUCACUGAGACCACAGACCCCAUGGACAUGAACAGAAGAUGACAUGACUGUAGCGAUAGCCAAGUUUUUGUGCAGGUAAUUAUAUGUAAGAGGUGAAUAGUCACUAAUAGUGACAAAUAGUCACUACAUCUAGCUGAAAUCCCGAAAGCAGUAUUCUAGCCAAGGGUACCCAGCAGUGGAUUUUCUAAAGACUUGCAGGACUUCUUGUUUAGCUCUGUACCCAACUGCUUUAGCAUUUAGAAGCUCUUCCUUGCUCCAGUGUUUGCAUUUGAAGAGUUGUCUUACCACCAUGUUGGUGGUGUUUGUAGCUUUGUUUUAUUGCAAAAAGGAGUUAUACUUCUGCUCCUGUAAGGCCCUCAGUGUGGUACUGCUUUCUGUUAUUGUUCAAAUUCAUAUCCAGAUACUUGCUAUGUUUGACAAAUAAUGUUAGUUGGAGGCGAGAGAGGCAUUUUACUGGCAGGUACAUUUUCCUCUAAGGUAUUGACCUCUAAAAAUACUAAUUAGCAAUUGCAUUCUUAGACUGAGUAACCACAGUAACUACAGGUAUUAGACCAACUUGCCUUGCAGUCCAAGCCUUGGAGAACCCUUCUAUUUCAGAAAAGAAGUCAUCAUGUUUUAUGACAUGCGGGUAACUUGGUAAUAAGGGAUCACUUGAUGGGUCACUGGGGCAGGGAGAAGUGUAAUCUGAUAUUGAUGUUGCAGAGAAUGCAUAUUGUGACCAAGUGUCAGGCAGACACAUUGGCAGAACAGACAGGAGAUGUGGGAGAUAGGGAGGCACUGGUUUCAGUGUCUGUUCUCUGAUAAAUUUCUUACUUUACUGUGGGCUUCCUUUGUGCUCACAGGCCAGCUGGGGAAGUACAGUCUGCCUCUGUGUCAGUGUUACUGUUGGUGGAACAAUGGCUUCACUUCCCUGGGUAAAUAACUUCAAACACAGAAAUGUGGUAUCAUCUCAUUCUAGCAAUACUCAAAUGCAGUAAAUAUUCUUGUGUCAAAACUGUGCUUCUUAUUUAACCCUCGGGGAUGCAAACACAAUCCAAGGUACUGUAUCUUGAUCUGCUGCUUAGUUCAUUCUACUGCAGAUUCUGAAAAGCUAAAUGAUAUUCUGGUCAAACCAGUUGCAAACCACUGCAGGUGUUUUUGUACAGUGAAAAAAACCUACUUGCUUCUGGCUAGAAGCUGUCCUUUGUCAGGCUAAUCCCACACAUAAGCUACUGCAGAAAAAACACCUCUUUCAAGACUUGCACUUAAGAGUACCUGAAAUGUACUCUCCCAAGAUUUUUCUGAUACUGGCUGCUUCUCUCCAGACAUCAGUCUUCGGCUGCUGCCUAGUUCUGGUUCCAGAAUGCGAUGCUGAUUCAGAACUACCUUGAUAUCAAAAGAGUAUUUUUCAGCUUUUUUAAUAACUUCUGUGAAAGACUCAAGCUGUUUGAGAAUUUGUUAUGUUUUGAAGUGCAACAGUGACAAAACUGUAACCAUCCCAUCUAUUUUUAAGGAGGUUUUAAUAUGCAAAUUUGUAGCAAGUCUCAAAAAAAAUCCAAUACACUUUUGCUGCCAACUUUCCUUUUAUGGUCUUGGGAGAAAUUCAGAUGUUUCUCAGCCAGCUCUGUAGGGAAUUGAACACAGCGUUAUUAAUUCUCAAAGAUGCGUGUAUCAACAAAUAUUUUGCUGUCUGAAUGCAGCAAUGCUCCAUUUACUUUGGUAGAACUGCAUUAGUCUCCAGAGAGGAUCUUGGCCUACAGUAUUUAGGCUCCCUAAUCUGGUUAGUAAUUGAGGGCUUGGAAGCUAAUAUAUAAACAUACGUUGUGGCCUGCUACAUCAGUCACUGUUCAGCAGUCUCUGCAUCAUAGUGCUGGUGACACGUGAUGAAUCUAAGAACUAGAAUUUACAAAUAAACGAAUACUUUUUUUUCUUCUUUAAUGUCAAUGGACAUACAGUAUUUUUUUCUUAAAACAAAUACUGUAUGGUGUGGUCUGAGGGAUUUUUUCCAAGGAAGGAAGGAAGUAGCAGCUGAUCAAACACUUGCUGAAUCAGUGGCUUGGCUUACAUUGAUUUAAGUGAAAACUUGACUCAAAACUGUAACUGAGCAGUUCCUGGAUUGGUUCUGGUGUUAGUAGCAAUGCUUGUAUUCUUGUUAUGUCAUUUGCUGCUCAAGAAACAUUGUCAAGAAGGCAUGACAAGUGAUGUAACACAGCUGAUUUUAAAGGACAUAGCUCCACAGUUGCUGGCGCUUUGUUCCUUUGCAGCAUCCUCGGGGUUUUCUCAGUAUUUUUCAAUUCAAGACAUUGAUCCAAGGAGCAGUUUGCUAUUGAAGCAUGUGGCAUGUGUGGGUUUCUUAUUUAAUGAAACUCUGCGUGUACCUUUUAGAGUUUGAUAAGGAUUGCAGUAGGUGUUUGGUCUGAAUGCUGUAAUCCUGCAUAAUGCACUGGGAGUUGCUCUGAUGUGCAAGACAGUCGUUUCUUUGUGGGAUUCUUCCCCAGUAUAUGUUCUGUUGACACUUACACUCUUGGUCUUGUCCCCUGCUGCUGUGCCCGCUGUCAGAGUGUCUGCGUGCCUUGGGGCAGCCACUUUGAGCAGAUGGGAGGGACAAACACAACAUUCUUGGCUUCAGUAUGGCUUUAGCUACUGAGAUGAAGAAUUUUAGCCCUGUCUUUAUACCAGGCCAGUCCUGUCCACAUCUUUUGUGUGGUCCUGAAAACAAGUUGUGUCCCAUCUACAUGACAAAAUGUUAUAGCUGAUUCUCAUGAUAUGCGAGCAAGUAGGGUGAAUAAGCCUGAAGUCCAUCCAGGUAAGGGAUCAUUGGGACAUCCCCAUUAAGUUUUGCCUUGAUUCUGUAUAGCUGUCCAAUUGUAUGCUGUACUUACACACUGUUUGCAAGGCACGACACAGCCCUACUAGCUUAGCCUAGCAAGCAUACCUUAUACAUAAUGACAGCAGCCCAUUAAGUUAGAAAAUCUGCAACUAGGGUCCCUGUACCAUAGUUUGCCACAGUGUGGAGCCAGCUGACAGUGCUACAUUGUGUUCCAUAAACUUUUUUUUUUUUUUAGCUUACUGGCCUAAGUCUCAAAGUUUUGUUCAACUGGGAGCAGUACCUAUUCAAACAUACAAUUAGAGAGAGAUUGCUUUUUACUUAAGCUUUAUAUUAUGUUAAUAUAUGAAAACAUAUAUUAACAAACAUGGACUUCUAUUUAACAAACAUAUAUAUAAUUUACACGUUUCUUUCCCGAGUUAAGUAAAGGUGACCCGUUCACCUAUGUCAAAACUGGUAGUUAUUUUCCACUUUAGCAAAAUAGAUGACAAUUCCAAUUAAAAUAUUUUAUGUCCAAUUAAAGAUAAAUGAUGCAUCAUGAUUACGAGUUUCUCUUAUCCAUCCCUACCUUUAUCAUUUACCAAGGAUGAUCCUUCUAAUUACCCCAGGGGCUAACCCUAAUCCUAGUCGUCGUAAAACAGUUUAGUUGUACCCUUGAUGAUGUAAGAAAAAGGAUAGAAACAGACUUUAUUGGGAAAGAUAAACAGUACAACUACAAUCACUACUAUCUACUACAAUAAAAUUAUGACAGUCAUAUAUUAAGUUCUUACAAUGGUUCUUGAUUGACUUGUAAAUAUAUACAUAAUAUCUACCGAGGUAAAUAAUGCUUUGUUUGAUAAAUAACAAGCAACCUUUUCUUGCCGGGAAUUGGAGAGUCCCAAUGUUUUUAACACUUUGUAAUUACCUUGAUACCAUUUUCCACACACUCCCACAGGAAAUCCCUUGAAUUUAAUAUCCUUUGCAUUUGUCAGUUCCUGAAUUUGAUCUUUGAGGUGUUGGUAUUUCCUUACUUUCUCUGCUGCCAUGUCUGCCAGUGAUGUUGAUUUACUUUCAUUUAGAAUUGUGAUGUCCACAACUAGCGCUUGAUCCCCCUUAACGAAUAUGAGAUCAGGUUUAUGUAGCUAAUUUUGUUUCUCUUUUAGCAUAGGCUCUUGGAAUGUUAUCCCAACUUUCUUUUUGGCUUCCCUUAUUAGUAUUUCACAUAGUUGGUUAUGUCUUUUUAUCCUGGCAUCUUGUAUCAUGGGACAGUAUCCGAUGGUAUGUGCUGCACAUGUUUCAUUCUCAGCUUGACAAUGUCAAAAAGCCUUAACUUGUGACUGUUGUCUUCCCCUUGCUAGGAAUUCCCUUGUGGGAUACACGUUUGCUCUUAAUUGUAGUGCAGUGAUGAGUUUGCUGUGGGGAAUGCCUCUAUAAUGUUCGAUCCAGCUGUUACUGAUUUUAUCCUUCUCAAAGUUGGUAAUUCCAUGGCCCUGGGACAGCAGCUUGGUCCAAUUCAUAAACUCGUGUUUUCUCCAGUUACACAGUUUAGGAAAGAUAGGUUUUGGAGCUGGUCACUCCCAUUCUGAAGAUGGUUCAUCAUCACCCAAUUCCUCUGAUAUUAACAUAACCGCCCUUGGGUCCCAAAUAGAUGGAAUUUUAUUCUUGUCUCCUCCAGCUAUAACCCAUAAUUUUUCAAAUUCUUUUUUGAGCCCAACUUGUUUUACAAUUGCUCUUGUUUCAUCCAAAGACUGCGCAAUUCUAUGCAGUCUUCAGGCUUGUACACCGGGGAUCAGACCAGAGAGUCUGGUAAUACCUAAACCUCCAUCACACAUGCUGGAAUAUAGGAUGGCAUCACAGGUACUUGCUGGUAGAUGUAGUCAUUUCUUGACAUGUAGUCAUUUCUUGACCACUGUUCGAAUUGCAAGGUCAAGUGUUUCUAGGUACAUUACUUUUACAUCAGCUUGGUCUGCUAAGUAGAUCAAUCAUGGGAUAGUAUAUCCCUUCAAGAUGUCUACCUUCUGAAGUGGUUUCAAAGAAGCUUCUCCUAUCUGUUGUAACCAAUCCUUUAUCUUCUCCGGUAGUUCUGGUUUUGAUAUUCCAGUCCAUGGGUCUACACAUAGUCCCAAGUACUUUUCGAAAUACCGGGUUCAAUCGUAUUAAGGAGGGUGCCAUUAAUUAGCCACAGAGGACAGUCAUUGAUUGUAUAUGAGUCCUGUGUAGGUUGAAUAUAAAAAACAUGGCAUUUCUCCCCCUGUGUCUUGAGGCCUGUCAAGUCACAGAAGACCUCUAAGAUUUUAAAAUUCUUCUGCAUUCCGUCCCAUGAUCCACUCAACAGUACUAAGUCAUCUGCAAAAGCCAUGGUUGUUACAUGUUUCGAGCAGUGUUGGAAUCCAUUUUCCUCUAACUUGCAGAGUAAGGGAUCCACAGAUAAGUUAAAUAACAAAGGAGACAUUGGAUCACCUUGUUUCACACCAAUCUGAAUCCCAGUAGGACCCAACUGCUCAUUCCUCAUAUUAAUACGAGUAUUGGGGUUUCGAUACAGAUUCGUAAUCAGGGUGAUAAUAUGAUUGUCCACGCCCUUUUGUCUCAGAUCCAUAAUGAUGUGAGAAUGGCUUACGGUGUCGAAGGCUUUGGCUAGGUCAAUGAAGACUGCUCCCGGGGUCGAUGUUCUUUCUUGGCAUUCUUAAUCAAAAGUUGUAAUAAUUUUAAAUUUUCUGCACACCCUGCUGAUCAAAUAAAUCCCCUUUGUCGUGGAUUAAUGGGGCACGCCUUAGUCACUCUUGCUGUCAGGAUCCUUGAGAAUAAUCUCAAGAUAAUUGAUCCGAUGGUAAUUGGUUGCCAAUUUUUUAUGUCCUUCUGGCACUCUGGCAAGGAUGAUUUUGAUAUUAACACAGUCUGACAUUCUUUUACCACGUCUGGUACAGUGCCAGAUACCAAUCACAGAUUGAAUAGCUCCAUCAGUUGGAUAAAGUGAGGGUCUAUCUUGAUGAUAUCCCUCAAGCUUAGUCCAUCUGGUCCUGGCGCUGUGUUCUUGUUCAUCUCUGUGAUAGUUUUAGAGAUUUCUUUCCCCGCGAUCAUGGCUUUGAAUGCCGAGUUGUCCGCCUGACCAAUGGUUCUGAAAGCACCCAGGCCCUGAAUGUUACCGGCAAUUCCCACCUCAACUUGAACACCUCUUGUACCUCAUCUUGUGGGAUACUGCCCCUCAGGGAUUCCACAUCAUCCAGGAUGAUACCGGCAAGUUUCCCUCUAUCCUGGUAAAACAGCUGCUGGAAUCGUAGGAAUUGCCCCUGCUUUACAGCUCUCUUCUUCAUCCACUCCUUUGGUGGUUCCAAAGUACGAGCUUUCCAGGCCAUUUGAUGCUGUUGACCUUGGCUUGCUUUCAACUCAGUGGACUUCGUGAAAAGGCGUGAAUAGCAAUCCUCAAUCGCCUCAUCAACUAGUGUUGAAGGAGCAUCUUUCCCUUCAAUCACCUUUUCAAAGAUUCCCUGGAGAAUGGGCAGUUUUUCAGAUGUUAACCAUUCAGAGAUUACCCUCCAAUAAUGAGACCUCAGUCCUCCAUCCACCUGCGGUCCAAUGUUUGCAAGAUGUUCCCCCUCUUUUAUAGCUGUUUCUUCCAAUCUUGAUCUUUUUCCCUUUUCACCAGGCUCUUAUGAAGACCCCUUCUUUUAUCACUUAUCUGUUCGGUUGUUUUUGACGGAAUAUAUUCCGCAACCAACUUAAUGAUGUUUUUACUUCCCUCAUGCUGUUUAUCCAAAUUCCUCAAUAACUCCACCUCCUCUUCCAUCCCUCACUGCUGAUGUACCCCUCUGGCAGUACCCACUUUAGGGUGGCAGCAAUCCGCUCAACAUUUCUCAUAACUGGAUGGGCCAAGCGCUUAUGUUGCCCCAGGCUGAUUUUUCAUUUCAGAAAAUGAAAUGAAUGUCCUCUCGCAUUCCUCACAUUUCCAACCCUUCACAGGGGCAGCUUCCACAACCCCCUUGCACUUCAGAAAAUGGCAGGCAAUACUAUGGUGUUUCACAUUAGUUCUCCCAUGCUGAGCACUUUGGAACAAGAUCUUCUUCUUCCCAUGUGCUCUCUUUAGAUGUUCAAUCAAACCCGAUGUUUUUCCUAUCCUGUUUCCACAGCAUGGACAACAUGGAUUUUUGUCAGGGAUCUUUACCACCGGUAUACCCCCAGUUGGCACGUCACUGCUGGGGCCCAGGAUAGGGGUCAAUAGCAACAGUAAAAGUCCUAGCCAUGGCUCCAGGAGGUAAGAGUUCCCCCUCCUUUUCACUCUCUUUCUCCUGUAGAGAUGGACUGAUAACAUUGCCCCUGAGGCUCAAGGAGACAAGUACCUCAUAUACCUCUGGUAACAUGGCCAGAUUGUCAGCCAAAGUAGAAGAAUGCUGGCACUCUAAACCAGUCAUCUCUGAGUUGACAAACUCCAAUCCCCUCAAGUCAAACCUCGCCUCCAGCAGCUUCUCAUGGUCUUUGAUGGUACGAAUGACCACAUUGUCUCACAAGUCCAAAGGACUUGUUUGUGUGGCCACCGAUACGAAUGCAAUUUGCAUUGGCCAACCCAUUUUCCCAAUCCAAGAUUGAGGGUAAGUAUAAGCCUGACAGCACCACCCUCAAGGGCCAUCAGACUGGGCCCAGCUACACCCCUGAGCACAGGUGUUGGGCAACGAUAGAGAAUCAGUGCCAGAAAUCUGUUUCACCUUAGGAAAAGUACUAUCGAGUGGUUGGUGGAGCCAGUCAAUAGAGAGGAAGGAGCCAUAAUUCCCAUAACUCUGGGCAGAGAUCAUCUUGGUUACCCUGAAGGGCAUCCAGCGGGACCACAUGCAGGUGUGACCUCUGCAGCUCUGCCCAGUUAGUAACUAUGAUCCCAUCUUAAGACAGGCAUAGAUACUCCCAUAGUUUGGACACCUACCCCAAGAAUCUGUAUUUCUUUUUUACGUAGGUGUUGUAAGUGGUGCAGCUGUGACAUCUGAGCUGUCAGCUUUCGCAUCACCAUUCUCAGCAGAGUGACAUUCAUCCUGGCAACCUUCCAUAAAGCCCGUUGUGCCCUGGCAAAGGGCGUGGAGGUGAUUGUUCUGGCAGACACACGUUCAAUAUGCAGACGGUAAGGGGUGCAGGAGGGCUGCACUUACUCUUCCACCCAGACAGUUGGAACAGUGAUCUUCUUACACUACCCAACAUCAGCCCCAUUUUAUUUAGUACCUUACCCAUAGCUAAAUUAUUCUGGCUUUGGAGAAGGGAAGUCAGAAGGGGAACCAAGAAUUUUAUAUCAUGUGAACACUUUAGUAUGCUAUAGAGCAGUAAAUGUUGCACUGACGGUAUGUUUAAAUACUGAGAUAUUUUGAGAAUUACUGUAAAAUCGUUGUGGGAGACAUUUAGUUUGCUUUGUUGCACAGACUGUACUUAUAUUUUUUGCAUGGUUACAUAUUUUAGUACUUGUGCCUUUUACUUCUCUGUUGAUACAUUUUAUUUUCACAUUUUAUCUCCUAUUCUGGGCACUUUUGAUAUACACAUUUUUCAUUUGAUCUUCAUCUCUGGUUUUCAUGUGAUGUACAUGUGUAUAUAUAAAAUAGAUCAGAUUUGUAUUCAUGUGCCUCUGAGAUGUAAAAAAUACUCAUUUUGUACAGGUUUUUUUAGAAGCACUAGGUCAUGGUCUAAAUUAAGUAGCAAAGGAAAUUUAACAUAAUUAGCAGUUCUUUGUCUUCUUUUAGAAAUGUUGUGUCAGAUGGCUGGUCUCUUUUAUAAGGCAAUGUCACACACACACUCCCCAGAUUUAUUGUUCUAGUAUCAUUAUGCGACCAAUUCUAUCCACUUGUUGGUUUCGGUUAAUUCAAAAUAAUAAAACACCUAACUAAAUGUAACAGUCCUGACUUGACAAUUAUAUUUUUUAUUCACACUAAAGCCAAUUUGCUUCUUUUUAUACUUGAAAUGGACACCAGACCAAAAUCUCAUUUGAACAUGUUGCCCAUUUGAGGUUAACUUCAGUUCUGGGAUUAUUUUUGUGAGAGUGGGCAAGUGAUUUACUUUGCCCAUUGAAACGGAAAGAGAAAUAGCAUUACCAAUUCAUAGACUCUCCCUCUUAGAGAGGGUAAGAUGUUUUAGAUUACUUCUGUUCCCUCCCUGGCUUCUGUGGCAGCUUUUCCUAAGGACAGACCCUGGACCUGCAUGCCUGGAGAUUGUCCUCUUGCAGAUGUGAGAAAUUGGGUGUCUCGCUUUUCACAUUUUGGCAACUGUGGAAUAAACUCCUUCCCUUGGUGUUUGUAGCACAGCACUCUCCUGCAGCAUUUGGGAAGCUAAAUAGAUGUUGUGAGACUGGGCCAUCUGUAAUUCUGGCAACCGGGGCCCGGUCCUAGAAGUGUUCUUCCCUCCCACCAACCUCUUCUUGAGUUGGUGCUUUCAUUUCUUGAGUGUUGACCCCCUCAUCUGGUGAGAUGCAUGAAUUGUUCCCUCUCUCGCACCUUGUGGUUUAUCAAUACCCAAUCACCAGCCCCUGGACACAGUGAGAUAAUAAAUUGUGGUAAGUCACAAGAAAGAAAUCAUCAAUAUCCCCUAAAUCUCCCGAAACACAAAGUUUUGAUCUAUAAAAUAAUACGUUCCAUUCUCAUGGAGCAGAAUUUUUUUAACUGAAUUUGGUACCCACUUGGAUUAUAAAGCUGCCUUAGAAGCAAGGAGGUGGUUUUAUUUUUUACUUCAAAGGCUGCUUGGUAUGAAUAUGAGCAAAGUCCACUCGCUCCAUUGUUACUAAAAAAACCUGAAAAAAGCAGCCAGGAAAAGUGGCAUAUGACUAUUUUUAAUCUCGUUCUGUAACUUACAACACAAAAGUGAAGUGAUGUCAAUACUGUUGCAAUGUGCCAUUACACUAUUUUCUCUGUAUUUUCUUGGAAUACUUUCUGGGGACAAUAAAGCUGUUCUUGCUAAUGUGGAUCCUUUCAGGUAGCUGUAAUGUACAAUCAGAUAUGUAAAUAAAUUAUUUGCUUUCCCUGCAUGACUAAAA
Aquila chrysaetos chrysaetos is the source of this 14575-nucleotide messenger RNA. RefSeq names its product RAB11 family interacting protein 4 (gene RAB11FIP4). Gene Ontology annotation, molecular function: calcium ion binding. NCBI's taxonomy places the organism in Eukaryota, Metazoa, Chordata, Aves, Accipitriformes, Accipitridae. The transcript has 15 exons. Bases 201 to 2093 code for a protein of 630 amino acids. Gene Ontology annotation, biological process: regulation of cytokinesis; endocytic recycling. Gene Ontology annotation, cellular component: midbody; endocytic vesicle; cleavage furrow. The record is from RefSeq and is a predicted model, not a curated record.